This is a messenger RNA of Trichoderma gamsii, 2451 nucleotides long. RefSeq lists its product as hypothetical. The coding region runs from base 1 to 2451 and encodes 816 amino acids. The record is from RefSeq and is a predicted model, not a curated record. NCBI's taxonomy places the organism in Eukaryota, Fungi, Ascomycota, Sordariomycetes, Hypocreales, Hypocreaceae. The transcript has a single exon.
AUGGACUAUAAAAGGCUGCGCGAAGACGAUAAAGGCCCCGAGCCAGUAAACGGAAAUAAGCGCCAGAAAGCCAAUGGUCGACAUGCAAAUGCGCUUUGCCAAGAGUGCAAGCUUCUCGACAUCAAGAACAGCUUCGUCAAAGCUUCCGAUGCCUUCAAACGAGCCAGGAAAGGCAUCGUCAAGCGCCCUUCCAAAUUAUUCCAUGGCCGCACCGGCGGUCCUCUAUUCUACGGAGAUGCCUUUUUUUCGCACUCGUUCGGAAAGCGCUUAUCGAGCGAUGCGACAUGCCCUCUUUGCCGCUUCUUCUGGUCGAUGAGGAUACAACCGGAUAAACGCCAUGAGGAUUACAAACUCCUUGCCUUUUGUAGCAGCGAAAGCUGGAUGUUUGGCCUAUCAGGACUGAAGAAGAGCCCUGCUUGGCAUCAUACCCGGGAUACGGUAUGGAUGAGCGUGGUGCCGGAUAUACCGUCAAUACCGCAGUCGGGCCAUGAUGAACAUUGGCUGGACAAAGAUAUUCCAGCUGUUGGACCCAUCUAUCUCUUACAGCCUGACAAGGCACACGAAGAGAACCCGCCACUGCUAGAAGCAAGACAACUCGAUAACAAAAUCAAUUUCGCCGUUGUACAGGAAUGGUUCUCAUUCUGCCAAAAGUGGCACUUGAGAUCGUGCUGUCGACCAACCAAGGGCGAUGCCAUCACACAGGGAUUUCGUGUGAUUGAUUGUGAACAAGACCCUCCGACCGUGGUUCCGAUACCUUGGGGAGUCGAAUACGCCGCGCUUAGUUAUGUUUGGGGCCAGCGACAGGAGGAUUUGGUGGAUUGGCCAGCUACUGUCCUUGACGCCGUUGAUGUGUCACGUAGGUUAGGGUUGCGAUACUUGUGGGUUGAUCGACUGUGCAUCAACCAAUCUGAUCCGGAAGAGAAAGACUAUCUCAUCUCUCGAAUGACUACGAUAUACGAAUAUGCUGAGCUCACCAUUGUUUCGGCGUUUGGGUCGGGAGCUAGUGAUGGCCUUCCAGGCGUUCGAUCAACGCCUCGAAAGAAACAGCCAAAGAUAUUGUUAGAGAACGGCAGUUUGUUAGUUUCUGCGCUUCGAGAUCCCCGCCAAGAGAUCCUGGCAUCCGAGUAUUGGACAAGGGGGUGGACAUACCAAGAAGGAGUCUUGUCAAACAGGCGCCUGGUGUUUACCGAAAACCAAGCCUACUGGGAGUGCCGAUGUAUGGCAGCACAAGAGUCUCUUCAGAUGCCCUUAGAAUUGGUCCAUAAGAACCACAAUCCUGUUGAGAAUAACAAUGCUGCCAGCUUGCGCAGGAGAGAAGUCUCCCCUCCGACACUACAAGGGCAGCAUAUGGAGGACUACAUACUAGGUGGCAUCUUCAAAAGCGAGUCAUCUGGUGGUGAAUUUUCAGAAAAGUAUUACAGAGAUGUUAUACAAACCGAUGAGCACAGGUUAGAGUAUGGCUUUCCCGCCCAAGAUGAAGGAUCUAUGAAUUCCCAACUGCGAGCUUUGGACGACCACAUUCGAGCCUUUUCAGCGCGAAAACUAAGUCAUGGCGGAGAUUCGCUAAAGGCCUUUCUGGGCAUCAUCGGCAUGUUCAGAGACAAAAGGCUGCACAUAUACCUCGGCAUCCCCAUGUGGAUGGACGAUAUACUGGUUGACCUAACGGGUGCUUACAUCACAUUCGCCCUCUCAGUCUGCUCAUGGUAUCACCGCAGCGGCGAUGAACACCAGAUGUUUAUCGCAGAGCCUUGCGAGCGCAGGACGCAUCUACCAUCCUGGACGUGGGCAGGGUGGCAGGGCACCGUGUCGUGGAGGGCACCGCCGUCAGACGAGCACAGCGUCUUUAUGGGAGAUUUGAUAACAGCCGAGCCGCUUCAAGUUCAUCUGGUGUGGGCAGCAGAUCUAUAUCUGAGAUCCGCUUGUGAGCCGGUUUGUCUGCGACUACUCAAUCUCUAUUCGGCAGAUGUAUUGGAAGAAAAGGUACCUACGCUGCUGGAGAUACGCAAGCCAUUAGUUUUGAGGUAUUCGGUCCGACACGAAAUCAAGGGGAGCUGGGAAUGGAGGCGCUUAGCAGGCCGAGCAGGCGAGAAGCGCCGGUACCAAGCCGAACGACAGGAGUGGGACAAGAAAUGGUAUCGCAUCGCCGGCAGGCUGGCGUUUGUCAGCAUGUCCAUCUCCCUCACCGAGGAGGAGUGGACGCAGAAGCAUUACUCCGGUGAACUUGUCAGCGUGCUCAUCUUCACGGCUCAGAGACCUCGCGCAGAGCAUGGAAGGGCAAGAUUCCUAACGCUGCAGAGGGUUGAGUCUGAUUCGUUUGAAGCACGGUGGGAGAGGGUUGGAAGCCUGCAGCUGAUUAUUCCGGAGAUAGACCUGGAUAGGUGUUUCACGAAUCGGGAGUUACUAAGGAGGAUUCCUGUGAAGGAGUGGAACGGUGCAAUUGUGGUCCAGUAG